AUGAGGGGGCUGUACCCCAGGGUGCUGCUGCUGCUACCCCUGCUGCUGCUGCUGCUGGGAAGGCACGGGGGGACACCCAAGCGGGAGACGGAGUGCCAGGAGGAGGAGGAGGAGCGCCAGGAGGAGGAGGCGGGCGUCGGCGCCGCGGGGGCGGAAGAGGGCGCGGCGCACGGAGGCGAGGGCGGCGUGCUCGCGUUCCGCCGGCUGCGAAGCGGCAGGCGGCGCCGGCAGAAGCGCGGCUGGCUCAUCCCGGCGAUCAACGUCCCCGAGAACGACCGCGGCCCUUCCCCAAGGGGCUGUGUGAGGAUCAAAUCGAACACGCGCGGGAAAAUCCGCUACAGCAUCGUGGGGCCCGGCGCCGACCAGAACCCCACGGGGGUGUUCGUCGUAAACUCCGUGACCGGACGCCUCUCGGUCACCAAGACCCUGGACCGUGAGCUCAUCGCAGAGUACCUGCUCAAGGCCCACGCGGUGGACAUGAAGGGGCAUCCGGUGGAGAACCCCGUGAAGCUCGUCAUCAACGUCAUCGACAUGAACGACAACCGGCCCGAGUUCGCCACGCCCGUUUUCCAGGGCUCCGUGGCUGAGGGAUCCCCACCAGGCACGGCGGUGAUGAGGGUCGAGGCGAGCGACAAGGACGACGCCUUAACGGCCAACGGCAUGAUCCGCUACAAGAUCAUGUCGCAGGCCCCCAAGGUGCCCUUGGAGCGCACGUUCACCAUCGACAACGCCACGGGCGUCAUCAGCACCAUCGCCGCCGGGCUGGACCGCGAGAGGACGCCGCAGUACGUGCUGGUGGUGCAGGCCUUGGACAUGGAGGGCGACCCGGACAUCGGCCUCGCAAACACGGCCACCGCCAUCGUCGCCAUCACCGACAAAAACGACAAUGCCCCCGAGUUUACGGGCAUAACCUUCAGCGGUACGGCGCGCGAGAACGCGGUGAACGUGACGGUGACGACGCUGACGGCGACGGACGUGGACGAGCCCGGCACGCCGGCAUGGCGCACUCGCUACGUCGUCCGCGGCGGGGACCCCGGCAAGAACUUCGCCGUGGAGACCGACCCCCGCACCAACGACGGCAGGCUCUACGUCGUCAAGCUGUGUGUCUACAAGAAGCUUUGGGUGCCGGGCGACUGGCUGGACAUCGACCCCGUGAGCGGCAAGGUGACCACGGCCGUGGUGCUGGACCGCGAGGCGGCCCUGGUGCAGGGCAACACCUACACGGCCACCUUCCUGGCCACGGAUGACGGCGACCCCGUGGCGAGCGGCACGGGGACGCUGGCGCUGCUGCUGUCGGACGUCAAUGACAACGCCCCCGUCGCCCGGCCCGACGAGGCCGCGGUGUGCGGCGCGCCGGGCGGCGCCGUCGACGUCACCGCCAGGGACGCCGACGAGGACUUCAACGGCGCUCCCUUCGGCUUCCGGCUGGCGCCCGGGAACCCCGCCGCCGACGACAACUGGACCAUCCACCGGGUGGACGGCGGCGGCUCGCAGCUGCGCAUGAAGACGGCGCUGCCCGAGGGCCUCUACUUGGUGCCGCUGCUCGUCACGGACUCGGGCAACCCCGCGAUGAGCGCCGUGUCGGAGCUCCAGGUGAAGGUGUGCGCCUGCGACCGGCGUGGCGACUGCGUCGGCCGCGACGCCGCCGGCGGCCUCAACGCCGCCGGCGCCGAGGCCGCCCUCCUCUGCCUGCUGCUGCUGCUUCUCGUCCUGGCGCCGCUCUUCGUCGCUCGCAAGAGGCGCCGCGACGAGAAACCGCUCUGCGACCCCGAGGACGAGGAGGAGGGCGGCGACGUCUUCACGUACGACGACGACGAGGGCGGGGGAGAGGAGGACCGGGACUACGACCAGGCGCUGCUACUGCUGCUGCGGCUCCCGAGCGAGCUGCCGCCGCCGGAAGCGCCGCGCCGCGAGGGCCCCGGCGUGCGCCACCUGGACGAGCGGCCGUCGCUGGCCGAGCCGCGCUACCCGCACCCCAGCGACAUCGGCGACUUCAUCAGCGAGGGCCUGCGCACGGCCGACGACGACACGACAACACCGCCCUACGACUCGCUGCACGUGUUCCACCACGAGGGGGACGGCUCCCUGGCCGGCUCGCUCAGCUCGCUCAGCUCGCUCGGCUCUUCGAGCGCGGGGGGGGGCGGCGACGACGACGACCACCACGACGACUACGACUACUACGAGCGUCUCAACUCGUGGGGGCCGCGCUUCCGUAAGCUCGCCGACAUGUACGGCGGCGGCUGUGACGACUGAGACCCCCCACCACCACCCUG
This is a messenger RNA of Petromyzon marinus (sea lamprey), 2273 nucleotides long. The record is from RefSeq and is a predicted model, not a curated record. Lineage: Eukaryota; Metazoa; Chordata; Hyperoartia; Petromyzontiformes; Petromyzontidae.